Molecule: messenger RNA, 945 nt
Organism: Armigeres subalbatus
Lineage: Eukaryota; Metazoa; Arthropoda; Insecta; Diptera; Culicidae
Exons: 1
Coding region: 1-945 (314 amino acids)
Molecular function (GO): nucleic acid binding
Source: RefSeq, a predicted model, not a curated record
AUGAUAAGAGCUUGGGUAUAUGUCCGGCGAUUUAUAACUCCAAGACGCAGUCAACUAUUGAGCACACCGAUAACAGCAGAUGAAAUGUUUGUUGCCGAGAGAACAAUUCUACGUAUCCUGCAGGAGGAGGUAUUUGGCGAUCUUCUGCGCAUCCUUCAACACACGCCUCUCAAACGCCACAAUCUCAGCAACCUUGCACCGUUUGUGGCAGAGGAUGGACUGAUUCGAGUCGGAGGCCGGCUCAAGUAUUCUGCCAUACCAUACGAUGGGAAACAUCAGGUGCUAUUACCUGAGAAGCACCAUAUAACGGUAAUUCUGCUAAGAAGACUCCACGAAGAGCAUUCGCAUGUUGGCCCUAACGGAUUGUUAGCUAUCGUACGUGAACGUUAUUGGCCGCUGCGUGUCAAAACGCAAAUUAAGAAGAUCAUAGCAUCGUGUCAACUUUGCGCCAAACAUCGUCCUGUCCUGGGCAGUCAACUCAUGGGAAAUCUACCCGAAUCACGCGUCAAUCCGGCGCCUGUAUUUUCUAAGGUGGGUGUUGACUAUGCGGGACCCUUUUUGCUGAGACUAAGCCCAAGAAGUCCGAAGACAUACAAGGCAUACGUACUGAUUUUUAUCUGUUUGGCAGUUAAGGCAAUUCACAUGGAGUUUGUAUCAAGCGUGACAACUGAACACUUUAUCGCAAUCCUAUAUCGUUUUUCCAGCCGCCGUGGAUUGCCCUGUGAUGUGUUUUCGGACAACGGUACAUCGUUCGUGGGAGCGAACCACGAAUUAGCAGCUCUACGACAACUUUUCGAAGACGAAUUACAUCAGCGGAAGCUGGCCAAAUUUUGCUCAGUGAAGGGUAUACGUUGGCAUUUCAUUCCCCACGAAGUCCACCCUUUGGGGAGUGUGGGAAGCCGGUGUAAAAUCUAUGAAGUUUCACUUCAAACGAGUUAUCGGUGA